Pochonia chlamydosporia 170 is the source of this 4677-nucleotide messenger RNA. RefSeq names its product polyprotein. Gene Ontology annotation, molecular function: nucleic acid binding. The transcript has a single exon. The record is from RefSeq and is a predicted model, not a curated record. NCBI's taxonomy places the organism in Eukaryota, Fungi, Ascomycota, Sordariomycetes, Hypocreales, Clavicipitaceae. Gene Ontology annotation, biological process: DNA integration. Bases 1 to 4677 code for a protein of 1558 amino acids.
AUGGCCGCUGACGACCUCGAAGUCUCUUCCCGGGUCAUCCUCAAAGGAUCCGGUAACUGGGACGUGUGGAUCAGCAUAAUCCGCAAGUUCGCGAAGAAUCAGCAAAUCUGGGAAUAUGUCAACCCCGACGUUGUACAGAAGCCGGUUCUGACGCCGCCAGUCGAACCGACUCCGGGCCAAGCCCAGACAAACGCCACUGACAUACAGCAAUUGCAAGGUGAUAGCCUUAGCAAGUUCCAAAUCCUUGAGGCAAGGCAUCGAAGCCAACUUCAGACCUACAAGGACAAGACCAAAGCUUUGGCAACACUACAAGAAUACAUCGUCAAAACCGUUGGCAGAUACUACGAUAUCAUUGCCAAGGAAGAUGAUGUCGCAAAGGAACUCAUGAUCCUGAAGAACCGUGUCAAACCAACUGACUGGGCUCGGGAGAGUGAAGUCACGGAUCGAUAUUACGCUACGCUUAAGGCAGUCAGCAGAACAAAGGUCGAGGAAUGGAUCUCGAAAUGGCAAGUCAUACUGAACGAAGCCAAGAAUCUUGAUCUGCCUGAUAUAAGAGGCCUGCGACAGACUCGACAUUUCCUUAAGGCGGUAAAUGCUAUUGACCCGACAUUCUCGAAGGUCUGGAUCAAUCAGAUGGAAGCAAAGGCCCUAUCCCACGAGGAUGACGAGUGGCAAAAGACGUUCCCUGACGGAAUUAAGAUCAGUGAAAUUUUCGAACGGUCAUAUCGAUCAACUGCUCAAAGCUCGAGCAGCAGAGGUGCAUUCGCCACCUUCCAAGGUGAAGGGGAGCCUGAUGCAUCCAGAACCAACAGUAAGAACCCAGGGGGAAAACCAACUUGCCUCUGCGGUCGCAGGCACUUCUAUUCAGAGUGCUACUACCUUUCUGACUCGGUACGACCAGCUGGAUGGUCUCCGGACAACAAAGUCCAGGAAGAAAUCGAUCAGAAGCUUCAACACCCUACUAUCAAGGGCAAAGUCGAACGGUCCAUCAGGAACCGAAGGAAGAAGGAGGAACAGUCUCAGCAACAGGAUGGAUCGGAGAUCAAAGGAACCGCCUUUGCCGGAGCCAUAACCAAGAUUCAGCCAGAAGCUCCGCUACCGAUGCAGCAACCAUCCGACACCGAGAUCCAAUCCACUUUCUCAACUGCAGCUGUCUAUCCACUUCGUGAUUCCUUUAUCCUGGACUCUGGAUCCGACUUCCACAUUUGCAAUAACUCCAAACGCUUCGUUGAAGGAUCAUACAAACUUUGUGACAACGCCGAAGGAGCUUACUCUGGAGAUACACAACUCGAAAUCCUCGGAUACGGCGAUGUGAUCAUCCGCAUCGGAAACGCAGACAAGUUCAGGCUCCAAAAUGUAGCCUACAUCCCAAGAUUCCAUACCAACGUUGCGUCCCUGGAUCUCUUUCUCCAAAGAGGAUACAACUGGAACCCAGCAACAGGCGCCAUCUCCAGGGACGGAAAGACGAUCUUUCGCACAGUGAGGCGAUAUCGCCAGCCUGUCAUUGAAUUUAACCAAGUCGAUUACGAAUCGCACAUGCCACUGGCAACCGCCUUCACCUCAUCCACGCAGCCGAGACCCGAGUCCGCUGCAGAAGCCAUUCGCUGGCACCAACGCCUAGGACACCUUGGGUCUGAAGCCCUUGAACGCCUAGUUCAACAGACAACCGGAGCCAAAAUAAAUGGCCCACUCAAAAUCGAGUGCAAAGACUGCGCCGUUUCAAAGGCAAAACGUGUUGUCUCACGACGAAGCCCGCAGAUAAAAGCACCGCGACCUUUCUGGCGCGUCUACGUUGAUAUCUUCGCCAUGAGCGAUGGAUACAACGGAAUGAAAUACGCCAUGCUGAUCAGAGAUGAAUACACAUCCAUGAUCUACAUAUACCUUUUAAAGGAUGCAACCACUGAGAGUGUCCUCGGAGUGCUAAAGGCCUUUGAAGCCUACAUUCGACGACAAUUUGAUACGUCAAUUUGUGUUAUCCAUCGAGAUAAUGAUCGAGCACUUCAAGCAGAAUAUGACGCCUGGGUCAGAUCCCAAGGGAUCGAUGACGAACCCACCGCGCCAGACACACCGGCACAAAAUGGGCCUGCCGAACGAUCUGGGGGGGUAAUAGGCAGCCAGUCUCGCACAAUGCAGGUUGGUGCCAACUUUCCGGACGAAAUGUGGCCUGAGACCUGGAAAACUGCGGUGUAUCUACAUAACAGAUCGCCGCAGCAGGCCAAUAACUGGAAAACACCGUUCGAACGGCUGCACCAGUGGCUUCAGGAAAACAAUCGAGAUACCGGAUACCUCCAGACGCAGCCCGACAUUACACACCUAAAGGCGUAUGGAUGCCGCGCCUAUCCGCUGACCAGGGAAGCCCUACAAGGUAAGCAGAAGAAGAACCUAAAGACCCAUCCACAUGCAGAGAUCGGGUACCUUGUUGGAUACGACUCUACCAACAUCUUCAGGGUAUGGAUUCCAGAAAGAAAAGAAGUUCGCCGAGUCCGAGAUGUGACUUUCGACGAAACCCGUUUCUAUGAUCCAAGGGAUCACCAGCAGCAGCUUCACAUUGAAGAAGCAGAACCGCAACUUCAACUCCCUGCCCAUAUUGAAAGCGACCCAGAACCUGAGGAAUAUGACGGAAUCAGGACAGAGGCGCAUAGUGAGCCAGAAUCGCCACCUCUCCAGGAGGCAGGAAGCGAAGAUGAAACCCAAUCAACCAUUUGGGUUGGUGGUCAAGACCACUCCAAUGAAGAGACGGACCAAGAGCUUGAGGGCUUUAACAACCAAGCCAUAGGCCAAGUCGUCUAUCCAACUCCUGACUCAAGUCACAGAGGCUCGCACUGCCCAGACUUUCAAGAUCAGGACAACCUAGAGAAUCGACAAGACCAUGACAAUGAACAUGAGAUCGAGAUCGAUAAUCAGCCACAAACAGAAGCGGAAACUCCGCAAACACGCAAAUCGACGCGAGAGAGGAAGCCAAGUGAACGAGCUCGCGAAGCAGCAGCUGGUUCCUGUGCAGUUUACCGAAGCAGCUUCUUCGUCGGCAGCGAACAGAGACUGCACCGGCGAAGUCUUCCUCCAGAGCCAAGAAAUUACAAAGAACUUAUAGGCCACCAAUUUGAACAAGACUUCAAAGAAGCCAUGGAAAUCGAAUGGACAAACGUAAAUAAACGUGGAACGGUUAAGCCAAUCCCAAGGGAUCAGGUAACCGGCCAAGUCCUACCACUGACAUGGGUAUUCAAAUACAAGUUUAACAAACAUGGGUAUCUUCAAAAGUUCAAAGCACGAAUCUGCGUCCGAGGUGAUCUCCAACAGCUAGGCUCCAAGGAGACCUAUGCAGCCACCCUCGCAGGCCGUUCAUUCCGAAUCCUGAUGGCAAUCACCGCCAAAUUUGACCUCGAGACGAGACAGCUCGAUGCGGUCAACGCAUUCACUAACAGUGUACUUGACGAAGACGUCUACGUACAAUUCCCAGACGGCUAUCGCCGCAGAGGAUGGGUCCUGAAACUGCUACGAGCAUUAUACGGACUAAGACGGUCACCUCUGCUAUGGCAGAAGGACCUGACCGCAGCCUUCGAGAAACUUGGCCUCAGACAGAGCCAAGAGGAGCCAUGCCUUUUCACAAACAGCUGGCUCACAAUUUUCUUCUUCGUUGACGACAUCGUCCUGUUGUACCGUGCCAGACACCAAGACGCCGCGGACAAAUUCAUCGUCAAACUGAAGACUCAAUAUGAAAUGAAGGACCUAGGCGAACUCAAGUGGUUCCUAGGCAUUCGAGUCCUGAGAGACAGAGCGGCUCGCAAGCUAUGGCUCUGCCAAGACUCAUACAUUGAAAAGAUUGUAAAUCAAUACGGGAUCACAAAGCGUGACCAGUUCAAAGGAAAUUUAUUCCCCACGAACGACCUGCAACGUCGAAAGGACAAGGCAAAACCAGACCUUGUUCAUCGAUAUCAGCAGAAGGUCGGCUCCGUCAACUAUGUCGCGGUCAUCACACGACCAGACAUUGCAAAACCGAUAUCCAAGCUUGCAGAAUUCCUACUCAAUCCAUCAGACCAGCAUGUAUACCUGGUGGAUCGCUUAAUGGAAUAUCUCUGGCCCACUCGGUUUCUCGCCAUCCAAUUCAAUGGAACAAGCAGUUCCGCAGAAGUGAUCAAAAUCAACCACAGCAGCGUUCCACGAGAACUCCGCAUCGCAUCAGACGCUGCAUUCGCUGACGACCCAGAAACACGAAAAUCAUCACAAGGAUGCUUUAUUUCCCUAUUUGGAGGACCCGUCAGUUGGAAAGCAGGAAAGCAAACCACAGUCACGACCUCAUCAACCGAGGCAGAACUGCUAGCGUUUACUCACACGGCAAAAGAGGCAAUUGCCACACAACGCCUAUUUCAACAAAUUGAUCUUCAGUUAGAUCAUCCACUCCUUAUUGAAUGCGACAAUAAGCAAACAAUCAGAUUAAUCGAAGCUGAUCUUCCACGACUGAAGACACAGCUCAAGCACGUAGAUGUUCAUAACUGCUGGGCAAGACAAGCCUAUCAGCAAGGAGAAUUUCAAAUCUCUUACACGCCAACCACUGAAAUGGUCGCGGAUGGUCUCACGAAGAUCUUACCAGGCCAGAAAUUCAAGCAUUUUGUCGAACAACUUACACUCGUUGAUAUCAGAAGUGUCCUCGAGACACAAGACGAAUCCGAUAGCGACUGA